AUGUUGUCAACUCGUCACUUAUUGAAGCCUACUUUGAGAUUGGUCUCUCAAGUGAACCAGUAUAGUUCUCUCGCUCAAGCACUCCCUAUUCGCUCCACAGUCAAUGGCAUCCAACGUCAACGUCAAUCUCUCCGUCCAUUGAGCCCAUUGCAACCAAUGCAACAACAGCAACAGCAACCUCAACAAGUCCAAAAAUCACCUUCUGGUAGAUCUCGUCGUGAUGAGGAAAUCAGCUCUCGUUUCAUUACAUUUGUCAAUGAACAAGGUCAAGUAAAGGAACGUUGCAGAGUCAAGGACGUGCUGCUGGAAUUUGAUCGCUCUCGUUAUUUCCUGAUUGAAGUGGAUCCCACCGUCAAACCACCUGUGUGCCGUCUUUUUGACAAGAAAUCACUGUUUGAAAAGGAGAAACUAAGCAAGAAGAAGAAGCAAACAUCGCCAGAAUCUGUGCUGAAGGAGAUUGUGUUUGGCUGGAACGUGAGUGAGCAUGACAUGGAGCAUAAAUUAAACAAGGCAGCACAGUUUUUGGAUAAAGGAAACAAGGUCAAAAUCGACAUUGUGUAUAAACGCGGACAAAAGCGAGUGGAUAAAGAGACGCAAGAGCAAGUAGUGUCCACUGUUUCCAGCUGGAUGGAUCAAUACAAAAUCACCAAGAAACCAGCCUUUGCUGGUCAUAACUGCUCAAUGCAAUUUGAAAGAAAAUAA
Mucor velutinosus is the source of this 702-nucleotide messenger RNA. RefSeq lists its product as uncharacterized. Gene Ontology annotation, biological process: mitochondrial translational initiation; ribosome disassembly. The transcript has a single exon. The coding region runs from base 1 to 702 and encodes 233 amino acids. Gene Ontology annotation, molecular function: ribosome binding; translation initiation factor activity. Gene Ontology annotation, cellular component: mitochondrion. The record is from RefSeq and is a predicted model, not a curated record. Lineage: Eukaryota; Fungi; Mucoromycota; Mucoromycetes; Mucorales; Mucoraceae.